AUGUUUGUUCUGAGCCAGAUCGAGCACAACCUGCCGAUGCCUCCGCACUUGCUGAAUCGCCCUCUCGUCGACGCCAUCAAGGCCGAACUCGAGAGGCUCUUCCUGGAUAAGGUGGUUGUAAAUCUCGGGCUCUGCGUGUCUGUCUAUGACAUCCUUGCCGUUGAAGGUGGAUUCAUCUUUCCAGGAGAGGGCUGCUCGACGUAUAAAGUUUCCUUUAGGUUAUUGAUGUUCAGGCCCUUUAUUGGGGAGGUUCUUGUUGGGAAGAUCAGCGGAUAUGAUGAGAAGGGUUUACAAGUUUCACUUGAUUUUUUCACCGAUAUAUGCAUCCCGGGACAUUUGAUGCAGUUUGGCACAGUGAGGGGGGAAGAUGGUAGGUGGGCAUUGAAGACUGAAGAUGGUGAUGAACUUCAUCUUGACAUUGAUGAUGAGAUACGAUUCUUGGCGUCUAGCAUAAAAUACCCACCUAUACCAGUUGAGCAAAAGGAGGAUGACAAGCCAUUUGCUCCAAUGCAGAUCAAUGGAAGUAUUAAAGGAGAUGGUCUUGGCCUUCUUGCUUGGUGGGCGGCAGAAGAGGGCGAGGAAGAGGAAGAGGGUGAAGAAGAGGGUGAGGGAGAUGGUGAGGGCGAGGAAGAGCAAGAGCAAUAG
Molecule: messenger RNA, 645 nt
Organism: Triticum turgidum subsp. durum (durum wheat)
Lineage: Eukaryota; Viridiplantae; Streptophyta; Magnoliopsida; Poales; Poaceae
Source: the annotation of a GenBank genome assembly